Molecule: messenger RNA, 486 nt
Organism: Erigeron canadensis
Lineage: Eukaryota; Viridiplantae; Streptophyta; Magnoliopsida; Asterales; Asteraceae
Exons: 2
Coding region: 1-486 (161 amino acids)
Source: RefSeq, a predicted model, not a curated record
AUGUAUCGUGACGAGUAUUUGAGAAAGCCGAAUGAAGAAGAUAUCCGAUGGCUCACAGCUAAACAUGCUGAGGUGCAUGGUUUUCCGGGCAUGCUUGGUAGCAUUGAUUGCAUGCAUUGGGGAUGGAGAAACUGCCAUGUGGCGUGGCAAGGGCAAUACACUCACGGCAAAAAAGGCCACCCAACAAUCAUGCUCGAAGCAGUUGCUUUGUAUGACUUAUGGAUUUGGCAUGCUUACUUUGGCCGUGCAGACAGGACUCCAAGAUUAGAGUAUAUUGUUAACGGCCAACAAUUUAGAAAUGGAUACUACUUAACUGACGAUAUUUAUCCCGAGUGGGUCACUCUUGUAAAGUCUUUCAAGUGCCUGAUGCAACCACAAACCACAAAGUUCAAGAGAUACCAAGAAGCUGCAAAAAGGACGUGGAGAGAGCAUUCAGGGUGCUUCAAGGUCGUUGGGAGAUUAUUUAACAAAUACGCGCCCAUAUAG